AUGAAUUUUACCCUAAAUGCAUCAGCAAAAUGGUUAAUCCAGGCAUCGCUGGGCGUUGAGGAUCCUAACACUCUUCUAGACAAAUUUUCACAGAACAGAAAGGUCGAUGACCCGACAAGAUCUUUACUUCUUACAUUUUAUGGUAUCCUGGUAGUUAUUGGAGCUGUUGGAAAUGCACUGGUUGUUCUAUCUGUGGUCAGGAAACCGGCGAUGCGUACCGCUCGCAACAUGUUCAUAGUAAACCUAGCCGUAUCUGACACCCUGGUAUGCUGUGUCGGUACUCCACUUACUCUUAUGGAGCUGCUGACUAAGCAUUGGCCCUUACCAGACUGGCCGGGACUAUGCAAAGCGUGCGGCGCGAUUCAAGCAAUAUCAAUAUUUGUAUCGACAAUAUCGAUCACGGCAAUUGCUUUGGACAGGUAUCAGCUCAUUGUAUAUCCAACGCGACAAGGACUACAAACUAUGGGUGCUCUCAUAACCAUGUUCAUCAUCUGGGUGACAGCUUUCGCACUUGCCUCGCCCCUGUACAUCUUCAGAAGUCUAAAGACGCAUAAAGUUGGCUUCAUUGGUAUGGACAUCCUCAGCUUCUGCAUAGAAGACUGGCCAAUCGCUAAUGGAAGAGCAAUCUACUCUUUCUUUAGUCUCAUCUUCCAAUACGUAUUACCUGUUCUUGUGGUUGUUGUUGCACAUGUUCAAAUACACAGACGACUCCGUGGAAGACGAAGAACGACCAGAAAAACACCAGCGAUACUCAUAGCGAUUGCCGUGACUUACGUUAUAAGUUGGUUGCCUUUGAAUGUUUUUAACCUCGUAGCGGAUUUUAGUCAAGACGCCAUUCUAGACGAGAAAACCUUAACAAUAACUUAUGCUGUCUGCCAUAUGUUCGGAAUGUCCAGUGCAGUAUCUAACCCAUUACUCUAUGGUUGGUUGAACGAUAAUUUCAGGAAAGAAUUUGAAGAGAUUCUCUGUUGUGGGCGAAAAAAAGGACAGACUACAGAGAAGCUAAGAGCAAAGAAUAAGAAAAUGGAUACAGAACUGACAGCAUUGGCGCAGAUUGAACAUACAGUUACGGCAAAUACAAAAACAUCUCAGUGCUCUCAAAUUUUCUGA
Pieris macdunnoughi is the source of this 1110-nucleotide messenger RNA. NCBI's taxonomy places the organism in Eukaryota, Metazoa, Arthropoda, Insecta, Lepidoptera, Pieridae. The record is from the annotation of a GenBank genome assembly.